CGUGCCGUUCCACUUUAGAUUGGUAUAUUGCAUGCCACCACGUAAUCAUGUACCGUUGAACGAAUCGUUGUGAUUCGGGAAUCGUGACCGACCUUUGUUCCUUCUUUGUGUUGUACUUGACAGAUUGAAAGCCAAUACGGUAAGCAGCUAUUGUUAAUAGACGCACGAACGUGAAUAUCAGUGAAUAAUUUUGGUGAGCCGUGUGUAACACAAGAGGAAAGAUGCAUCGAGCCAUGAUCAACUGCAAUCAGGUGCAGACUGAGGUGGUGGCAGAGGGUCGCUGGAUAGAGGAGGACCCACUGCCACAUUCCAGCAAGCACGUAGUCCUCGUCAUUCCCGGGAAUCCAGGUAUUCCACGAUUUUACGAAGGCUUCAUCAAGGCCCUCAAUUCGAAAUUAACGUCGGACACACCUGUGUGGAUCAUCGGGCAUGCGGGACAUGUUCAACCACCGAAAAAUCUGGACAUCGCUAUGCCCGGCGAUCAAAAGUGGGCAGAGUGCUACAGUCUGGCAGCACAGAUUCAGCACAAGGUUGAAUUCAUAAAGAAAUACGUUCCAGAGGAUGCACAUCUACAUCUCAUUGGACAUUCCAUAGGUGCCUGGCUCGUGCUCAAUUUGCUCAAGAACAAUGACAUUGAUAGAAGGAUAGAGAGAUGCUAUCUAUUGUUUCCCACCAUAGAGUACAUGGUGGAGACUCGUAAUGGAAUAUUCUUUACUAAUUUCAUAUCCCGUAUUGCACCAGUUUUAGUUUUCCUGUCUUGGAUCUUCACCUCGAUGUUCCCAGUAACUCUGCAAACGCUCCUGAUACGUACUUUUGGUUUGUUUUAUGGUAUUCCAGCCAAAUCCGUCAGGGCGGUGCGAGAAAUGUUGAAUCCGAGGUCUUUGAAUAAAAUAAUCAAUCUUGCCAAGGAAGAGAUGAAAUAUGUCAGAGAAGCUGAUGACGAGACUAUAUCAAAACAUGCUGAUAAACUUUGGUUUUACUACGGUGCCAGCGACGGUUGGGUUCCAGUGAAAUAUUAUAAAAAUAUAAUGUCGAGACAUCCUAAUCUAAAUGCUCAAUUAUGUCAGCGUGGCUUACAGCAUUCGUUCGUGUUGAAGGAUGAUGUGGACAUGGGACACAUCGUCGGCGAUCUCAUUAAUGAAGAAUUGAGUCGUUGAUGUUUCAGUUAAUGUAUUUCUUAUUACUUAAUGCAUUUCUAUUAUUUUUUGCACUGAAUUCUUUUAAUUUUUAUACUUUUUUGAUGCUCUCUUAUGCUUUUAUAUGUGGGUUUAUAGUAUUUCAUUCCUAUUUACAAUAUAUAUUCUCAUUAUCAUGUUAAUUAUAUUUAUACUUAUUAAGUAUUAUUUUUAAGCAUUUUUAUAUUGUUUACAUAUAUAUGUAUGUAUAUAUUUUUUAUUAUUACUUUUACAAGGAUACAAUAAUGUGAUAUCUCUAUAAUCAAAUGUGAUCAAAAAAUGUGAACAAAAAUUCAAUGGACUGUUUAUCGAAAUUGAUAACUGUAUAAUAAAUUGUUACAAAAAUUUUAA
Molecule: messenger RNA, 1526 nt
Organism: Solenopsis invicta (red fire ant)
Lineage: Eukaryota; Metazoa; Arthropoda; Insecta; Hymenoptera; Formicidae
Gene: sturkopf
Product: lipid droplet-associated hydrolase
Exons: 3
Coding region: 222-1157 (311 amino acids)
Biological process (GO): lipid storage
Cellular component (GO): lipid droplet
Molecular function (GO): lipase activity
Source: RefSeq, a predicted model, not a curated record